AAGGUGUGACUGGCUUCACUGGGCAACGGAAAGGAAGGUCCUGUUGCAACACUGAGUCUCCUGCCAGCUUUGCAGCCUGAUGCCCACAGCUGGCCUCAUGAAGCGACAAGUUACUCUCCAGAUGCUAUUCCUCCUCGGCACGUUAGGCCUGCCAGUGUUGGCAAAAUGGAAGGACAGAUUUUUUUCUGAAAUCCAAAUUCCGGAUUACAUUUUAACAAGGCCCAAACUGCAGCCCUGCCUGGAGCGGCCAACCAGCACCCAGUGCAAAAGCUACUGCAGGGCGCACCUGGACUGUGAGGACCAGUUUCGCUGCUGCCACGCCUUCUGUGGCAAUGUCUGCAUGCGCCUGGAAGAGGCGGAUGGCGAAAAGUCAAACCAUAAAAUCAGCAACUCGGUGCCCGUGGUUGUACCAUAAAUCAUCCUCAUUUCAAGCCACAUGGAAAGUGUUGGAAGACCAACCUCCUGUUGGACCGCCCUCUUGGAUCAGGUGUGGGUAGGGGUGAGGGUACCCAGACAAUGUCUUCCCUGCCUACCUCCUUCCCCAUAAGCUGUUUCUGGAACUGAGGCCCCCCCCUUUUGUCUAUAGCUACAGGACUAGUGCUGCCUCAACUACUUUCUCUGACUCCACCCCUCCACCCAGUGCCCAGCCCCUACCUCCUGGUCUAGAUUUUCCCUGCCUUCCCACUCUUCAGCAGCCUAGGCUCUUUCAUCCAGACUCCUAGCCCUAUUUAUCUCUGCUUAUUGCCAUGACAUAAUGAAGAGAAAGCUGCUUAUAUAAGGUGGGGGAAGUGUUCUUUUUGGCCAGUGAGGAUACUGUUACUUUGAAUUCUCCAUACCUGGGUGUAUCCCUUCUGAGACUCUCAGGCCCUUGAUUCUAGUAGGUUUCUGCAAGCUAUUUCCAUUUUUAAUUAGUCCAUGGACAUGGAAUCUUACAUAAAUAUGGCUACGCCAACGAUUUAGAACCGAAAGAUGGCAUCCCUUGCUCUAAGUAAGCUUUCCUCUUAUCUUUUUAACAUUACCUGUUUGUCACUAUGAUUCAGUCCAUUGUUUGGGGGAUUAUAAGGGUCUUUUCAAAUGUGAGAAAAUGCUACAGAAAGAAUAAACAAUAUCUAGAGGGUUGUCAA
Molecule: messenger RNA, 1124 nt
Organism: Grammomys surdaster
Lineage: Eukaryota; Metazoa; Chordata; Mammalia; Rodentia; Muridae
Product: WAP four-disulfide core domain protein 13-like
Exons: 4
Coding region: 80-415 (111 amino acids)
Cellular component (GO): extracellular region
Molecular function (GO): peptidase inhibitor activity
Source: RefSeq, a predicted model, not a curated record